Molecule: messenger RNA, 1656 nt
Organism: Odobenus rosmarus divergens (Pacific walrus)
Lineage: Eukaryota; Metazoa; Chordata; Mammalia; Carnivora; Odobenidae
Gene: SLC22A13
Product: solute carrier family 22 (organic anion transporter), member 13
Exons: 10
Coding region: 1-1656 (551 amino acids)
Biological process (GO): transmembrane transport
Cellular component (GO): membrane
Molecular function (GO): transmembrane transporter activity
Source: RefSeq, a predicted model, not a curated record
AUGGCUCAGUUUGCCCAGGUCCUGGCUGAAAUAGGUGACUUUGGACGCUUCCAGGUACAGCUGCUGAUACUGCUGAGUAUCCCCAACUUCCUAUGUGCUUACUACAUGUUUGCCCAGGUCUUCAUGAUCCAGGAUGAGGCCCACCACUGCUCAGUGGCCUGGGUCAAGAACCACACUUUGAACCUGAGUGCUGCUGAGCAGCUGACACUGAGCGUGCCUCUGGAUGCUGCAGGCGAGCCUGAAUCCUGCCUCAUGUUCCGGCCGCCCCCCGACGGUGCCAGCCUGGAGGACAUCCUCAGCCACCGCUUCAAUGAGACACAGCCUUGCGAGGCAGGCUGGGAGUAUCCUGAGGACAGGCCCCUGUCCCUAAAGAACGAGUUCAACCUAGUGUGUGAUCAGAGGCACCUGAAGGAGACCUCACAGUCGGUGUACAUGGCCGGGCUCCUCGCUGGGUCUCUCAUCUUUGGGCCUCUCUGUGACUGGAUCGGCCGCAAGGCCACUAUCCUGGUACAGCUACUCCUCCUCGCCCUCAUCGGCUUGGCCACGGCCUUUGUGCCCAGCUUCGCGCUCUACAUGGUCCUGCGUUUUGCCAUGGCUACUGCUGUCGCUGGGUACGCCUUCAGCAAUGUGACCCUGCUUACAGAGUGGAUGGGGCCCUCGAGGCGGACUCAGGCCGUGGUCCUGGCCCAGUGCGCCUUCUCCAUGGGGCAAAUGGCGCUAGCAGGACUUGCCUAUGGCAUCCGGAACUGGAGGCUUUUCCAAAUAGCUGGCACGGCACCGAUCUUGCUGCUCUUCUUCUACUUCUGGGCUCUGCCAGAGUCAGCACGGUGGCUUCUGACCCGGGGGAGGGUAGAGGAGGCUAAACAAGUGAUCCAGAAGGCAGCCUCAGUCAACAAGCAGAGAGUCUCCCCAGAGCUCCUGAGCCAGCUCGUCCCAGAGAAGACAGGCCCCUCAGGGAAUGCCCGGGAUCUGUUCAGGCACCCCCAGCUCUGGAAGGUGACCCUGAUCCUCUUCUGUGUCUGGUUUGUGGACAGCCUGGGCUACUUUGGCCUGAGCCUCCAAGUCGGUGACUUUGGCCUGGACAUCUACCUGACGCAGCUAGUCUUCGGAGCAAUUGAGGUGCCUGCCCGCUACUCCAGCAUAUUCAUGAUGCAGUGGUUGGGCCGCAAGUGGAGCCAGAUGUUGACUCUGGUUCUGGGUGGCCUCAUGUGUAUUGCCAUCAUCUUUGUCCCAGCAGAUCUGCCGGUGGUGGUCACUGUGCUGGCUGUGGUGGGCAAGUUUGCCACGGCUGCCGGCUUCACCAUCUCGUACGUGUACACUGCCGAGCUCUUCCCCACCGUCAUCCGGCAGACGGCCAUGGGGCUGAUGGGCAUCUUCUCGAGGACUGGGGGUAUCCUCACCCCUCUUGUGAUCCUGCUGGGCGAGUACCAGGCAGCCCUCCCCAUGCUCGUCUAUGGCAGCCUCCCCGUUGGGGCAGGCUUACUCUGUGCCCUGCUGCCGGAGACGCGUGGCCAGCCCCUGAAGGACACCAUCAAGGACCUGGAGCAGGGGCCGUACCCUCGGCCUCCAGAAUCAGUACCUUCAGGAAAGGAGACAGAGGCCUCAGGAAGAACUUCCAGCCCAGGGGUGACUUUUGUGAGCAGUACGUACCUCUGA